Messenger RNA from Chiloscyllium plagiosum (whitespotted bambooshark), 12965 nucleotides. The record is from RefSeq and is a predicted model, not a curated record. Lineage: Eukaryota; Metazoa; Chordata; Chondrichthyes; Orectolobiformes; Hemiscylliidae.
UUCGAACAGAUCUGAUCACUGCCAUGAAGCUCCCUGAGUCCUACCAGCUAAACGUGGAUGAGUACUACAUUCUAGCUGACCAGUGGCGACAGGAAUGGGAAAAAGGUGUUCAGGUGCCAGCUAAUACGGAAUCAAUCCCUGAACCAGUGGUGAGGGUUUUACCAGAAUUUGAGAAAACACUUUUUACUCCACAAGAACAAGUGUUGGACACUCUAACUGGCUCUGAGUCUGGCUAUGUGGACAUGAAGUUGCCUUCCAGGAGUACAUGUCGCUAUGACCUUGAUGAGGUUGAUGUCUACUGGUUGGAACUGGUGAAUGCAGAAUUUCAAGGAGCAGGAAUGCUUGAAGUUGAUGAACUGAUGAUGGAAAGGAUCAUUGAGGAGCUAGAAAGUCAGUGCCAAGAGAAUAUGAACCUGGCAAUUGAGACAGAAGAGGGUCUCGGGAUUGAAUACGAUGAGGAUGUGGUGUGUGAUGUCUGCCGUUCCCCAGAGGGAGAAGAUGGUAAUGAGAUGGUUUUCUGUGACAAAUGCAAUAUCUGCGUUCACCAGGCAUGUUAUGGAAUCUUGAAAGUGCCCCUUGGCAGCUGGUUGUGUCGAACAUGUGCCCUGGGGGUUCAGCCGAAGUGUUUGCUGUGUCCCAAGAGAGGAGGUGCUUUGAAGCCAACACGCAGUGGCACAAAGUGGGUCCAUGUUAGCUGUGCCUUAUGGAUACCUGAAGUAAGUAUAGGUUGCCCUGAGAAGAUGGAACCCAUUACAAAGGUGUCACACAUUCCUGCUAGCAGAUGGGCUCUGUCUUGUAGCCUUUGCAGUGAACGGACUGGAACGUGUAUUCAGUGCUCAAUGGCUUCCUGUAUAACAGCAUUCCAUGUGACAUGUGCAUUUGACCAUAAUUUGGAAAUGAGGACUAUUCUUGCAGAGAAUGAUGAAGUCAAGUUUAAGUCCUAUUGCCUGGAUCACAGCAGCACUAUCACCAAUUCCUGCAGCAAACGGGACGAAGCCAUGAGCAAAUUGAACGAUACACGGCAGCUCUCCACAACCCCUGAAGGGAUGGUGGAGGUGAAUCAGAGUGAGUGUGACCUGGAGAAAGCGAGCCUGAGGAAACAGAAGCUGCAACAACUUGAGGAGGAGUUCUAUGAACUAGUAAAUCCUGCCGAUGUGGCCCAGCAGCUGCAGGUGUCUGAUGUCCUGGUGGAUUUUUUCUAUCAGUACUGGAGACUCAAGAGAAAGUCAAAUUUCAACAAACCGCUGCUGGCUCCAAAAACCGAUGAAGUGGAUAAUCUCGCCCAGCAAGAACAGGACAUCUUAUACCGACGACUGCGGCUCUUCACACAUCUUCGACAAGAUUUGGAGAGGGUUAGGAAUUUGUGCUACAUGGUGACGCGGAGAGAGAAAAUGAAACAAUCAGUCUGUAGACUUCAGGAGCAAAUAUUUCACCAUCAGACCAAACUGAUAGAAGAAGAUCUACAUCGAGGAUACUCUGGGAAAAAAACAAAAGGAAAACUGAGUGACCCAAAGGAGCGUGGGAAGAACAGAUCGAAGGGCAGUAUCGAGAAGAAAGGCAAGUUAAAGAGUGAAACGCGGUCCUUACUGAAACAACUUGGUUUGUCAUCCUCCAUUUCUUUGGAUGGGGAACUUCUGCAGAAUUGGUUGGCCCAGACUGUUCAGGUUAAGACAGAAAACCUCCUGAGCCAUUGGUCUUUGCACAGUGGAGCAGGAAAUGAAGAGGCACCAAGUUUCCUGUCAGAUAAACUUCUUCAUGACGAGCAGUCAUUACUUAGCAUCGGUUCAGUGAACCGUGCCAGCGAUCCUCAGUCAGAACCAUCCUACGCACUGGAAAAGAAAUCCAGGUACAAAGCAGGAGAAGACAGCAAGCCUAAAUCCCUACAAGAUUGCACAGGCAUCAUUCACACCAAGAAUCAACAAAAGAAACAGCUGAACUGUCCACUAGAUUGCACGUCCUGGUGUGAUAACUCCGCUGAACUUUCUACGCAGGGCAGUUACACCAAUGGGUCAAAGGGACCAGCGUCAAAAGCCAAUGGAAGUCACAAAAGGGCCAACGAUAUGCGAAAGAUCAGCAAAAAGCAGGCCUCACAGCAUUCCAGUUCUAAAGCAGCUCUCCCCAGUACGUCCCCAAUAAGGAAUAUCACUCACAUUGGUGAAAUGUUGGACUACUUUGAACCUGCUUCAUCUAAACCCAGUUCUUCAGUUAAAGUGCCUAAUGCAUCCACAAACCCUAAAUCUUGGGUAACUUUCAAGAUUCCAAAACCAAGAGAAAGCAGGAAGUCACAAGUGCAGAAGCAGGAUCUGGGCAACAAAUAUCAGCAGCUGAGCCCAGACAGAGAAAAAAAGUCCAAAGAGACAACAAAAAUGAAGCAACUCUUCGACAACGAGACUGAUGGCUAUUUUUCUGAUGCUGAAAUGAGUGACUCGGACACAGAAUCUAUGGCAAAUAGGUCACAAAGGCUUCAGCGCUUGAAUUCAGAAAGCGUGGUGGUACACCGAAAAUGUGGUGGAGAGGUUGUCAGAAGGAGCAUUCUAGCUUCCUGAGUAUCCAGGGUAACUGGAUAAAAAAGUCAGGUGGCUCAAUUCCAAUUACAACUCAUGCGCUCAUCUCUGCUGGUCAUCUGACCCUUGAAAUGCUUUCUGUGCAAGUUCUGACUUAGUGGUUAAAGAUUCAGUGUCACUGCCUCUCUUCAUUCUCUCCCCUACAGCUGCCAGCCUAACAAGAUCAUGUAGUGAACUUUUAAAAUUCUAGUCAGUAAAAGCCCUUUGGAACAGUAGGUCAUUCAACUUGUAAUAAGCCAGCAUGCAAUCAAAGUAACUAACCAUGCUAUAUAGUGUGUGGUUUAUACCUUGGUGAUCCAUGAAAUAAUAAUUUCAUGAUUCCAGAGUGCCAGUUAUUUGAUGCCCUAUAACUUCAGGCAUUGUAUCACUGUCUUCUUUAUUCUCCUCCUGUAUUGUGCUUCUUCUACCCAAUUCCUGCACGACAGUAGGAAAAGAAACCAUAAUUAAAAAACAGAUGAAACUAUACACUAUAUAUUAUAAAGCUAACUGGUUGACAGUAAGUUUAAGGCAGUGAUUCAGUCUUUGAAAGAAUUCAUAAACCCUUCAAGCUUUAGUCUUGAGAUUUGUGGCAUCAUCCAGAGUUGUUGAUUGAAUUGCUGCCUCAUAACUCAGCACCAGCCAUCUGUUAUCCUACACUUAAUGUAGAAACAUUUGCCGAGUUUAGUUUCUGGUUCUGCACUGUCAUAAAGUCACAGGAGGCUAAACAGUCACCCUAUUUACUAUUUUGGGGGCAAGAUCAUUGCUCUAUCCAGGUUGGCAAUCCGUCUGCAUCAUGUUGACACAUGAGCAAUCUGUUGGCAGACGUCACUCUCCUGUGAUUAAGAUUUUGAAUAAGAAAAACAAAGCUACUCUUCGGUGAUGGUGAUGACAACAAGCAAGCAGAAAAACAAAAAUGACUAGAAUUUUGUGGCAUUUAUCUUCUACUAAAAAUAAAGCACAAAAUGCACUUUUUAGAAGUCUGUCACAACGAAGGAUGUGCUGACUUCAUAGGCCGUUCAAGAGUUGCAAAGCAAAAGGGACUUUUUUUUGUACUUUUAGAGACUUUAGGAAGUAGCCAGAUGCUAAAAAGGAAGCUACAGCAGUAUCAGUUAUAAAGUAUACUGGAGUCAUACCCAGUAACACAGUUUAUAUUGCUCUAGGUAUGUUAUAGACAGUUACACACUAUUAUAAUGUAGAAGUGUAACACCCUACAACUCAUUUGAGUACAUACCCAGUAACAAUGCAUAGGCUUUGAAAUUGUGCCAUUGAGUAUAAAUGUUUGAAAUUCAUCUCUCCACUAUUUUAACAGACAAAUUGGCCUAUUUAAACAGGUGAACACUUCCACUAAAGUAGUGAGAGAAAUUUCAAACAAACAUGAACAUUCAUACUCAGAUAUCCCAAGGCAUGACUUCUGGGCCCAAAACAUUAUAUGUAACACACAACAUAUACAGCUAAACAGGAGUAUAAUAAUGAUGAAUUAUUAGGGAAAACUAUGACUCAGCCUGCUUGGCAGUAAUGGCAGUAUCAUGGAGUUAGAAUUGCUGUGGCCCACUCAUUGUUCUAAAAAGGAUUUUGGCCAGCAGCCUCAUUAGUGUAUGCAAAAUGGGAUCUUAUGAUGUACUUAGGACCUCAGUACAAUUCAGAGGGCUGGCUCGUUAGAGUGUACUCUAACCAAAUUCAACCCAGUUGAGUUGUGUGGAAGAGGAAGAUGCUCCAAAAAUAACUAACAUUGUUUUAUUGGCCCAGGGGAGGCAGGAGUGCUACUCGGGGAUCCACUAGAAUAAUGUGGACCUCUGCCACUUCAGCCAUUUUUCAGAUCCCCAACCCGAUUCCUUCCAGAUCUCCCUGCCUGUUGACCUCCAAGAUUACUAAUCCUACACAGGGUUGCAGCAUGGGUGUCCAUUUGGGGAAUGAAACUGACUAGCAGCAAGGCAAUGAGCCCUUCACUGGAUCUUGCCUCUCACCAGCAGAAUGCUGGCCGCACAUUUUUGCCUGGAAUUAUGAUCAACCCUAGUCUAUAACAGAGGUCUGUUAUGUCUUGGUCACACAUUGCUUUACACAAGUGAAUACAGCAUCUAAAACAAUAUCUACUAUAUAUUACAUCAUUCAGGUGUGUUCUGUCCAGUAAUAUGCAGUAUUAUAGUGUAUGCAGGAGUGUUAAACCCCUGUAGAACAGUUUGUUGAAUGUAAAAUAAUUUUGCAUUGCUUAAUAUCAGGGUGUAUUACUUGGUAAAACAUUUUCAAGUAUCAAACUUUCUAAAGCUAUUUUAAUGCCAUGUUCAGCAUCAGCACCGAAUUCACUAAUGUACAUUUAAAGGAUGUAUUGGGUAAGUGAAAGCUAAAUCCAAAGGACAUAUCUCAAUAUUCCAUACUUCCGCCUUUCAAAAGACAAUGUACAUAGAUUACAACACUGAUUUUCAGUAGUAACAUUAACUGGCGGGGGUCAGUUUCCAUAUAUGUAUGCUAAAGACAUCCAGCUCUACCUCUACACUGUUUCUCUCAGUCCCACUACCGCCUCUGUGCUUCCAGAUUUGUCUGCCUGACAUCAAGCUGUGAAUGAGAUGUCUGUGAAGUAAACACUUGGAAGUCAACAGUUCCAGCCCUCACCAGGCUUGCAUCAUUAUCAUUGACUUUACUUUCCUCCUUGGCCACUUAUUCCAUCAGAAUUUAGCUGUUCAUCUACUGCAAUCACUGGCUCAAUUCCAUCUCAUUUUUUUAACCACAGAACUGUUGCCCACCUGUGACUUUGUUUCCUUUAAUGUCUUCCUCACUGACAUAUUAAACUCUAGCUGAUCUAAAAAUGUCACCAUAUAUCCCACAUUAAAAGCUAAAGUUGCUAUAGUCCUACCAGAUUAUAAGAAUGCUCUCUCAUUAGAGAGAGAUGCCUGAUCACCAUGCCUCAAGCAAGGGGAGAGGUUGAGAAGGAAAGUCCUUCAUGAUAAGCUUAUCUACUGCAUAAUCCAUAUCAUUGAUAAUAUUCUCUAUUGCAAACCAGCCAUCCAGCCAACUGAGCAAACCAAUUGGAUCUGCUGGUAUUCCAUUGAGGUUACUUUUCAGCAAGCAUGAUGAAACCUUGCUUACGCACAUAAUUGGAAGUUGUAGAACAUCUCCUGUGAAGCCGUGUGAACAAAACAGUUAGAGGAAUUUCCCAAUUUCUGUCUCACUUAACCAUCAUUUUUUCCAUGCUGGCCUAUAGUGAAUCCAGUCAGUAAGUGUUUAAAAUGUAAAGUCUUGGUGAUUUGUCAACAAUCCUAUUAAGGCCUCGUACCACUCCAUCUCCCAGACCCUUAAACUCGCCCAUUCUGGCUUUUUUGAUUAACCCCUCCAUAUAACUUACCGUUAGUGCCAAGGCCAUCAGCUAACUCAAUGUUAUUCUUCAGAACUUCCUCCCUAAUGUAUUACAUUAAACAGAUGACUUAAUCUUUAGGCAGUAAGAUUAAAGUAUUUGUGUUGAAUGAAAGUUGUAUAUAGAUUGCUAUUAGUACCCAAAGAUAUGACCAUUUCAAAUUUCAACUGUGACAGUCUUUAAACUUUACAACCACAAUCAAGUUUGUGGUAAGUUCAAAGAAGGCUUAUCAGAUGACCACUCACACUUAUAUUAUAAGCUAAAAGAUCAUUUUGUUUCUCGGGAAGCUUUCAGCCACUUAAAAAAUAAGUUGGAGGCAAGAUAAAGUUUAGUCCCUCAUUCCUUAAACUUGUUAGUCAUUGAAUGUGUUACUAAUGGUUCAGGUUAACUUUUUAAAAUUUUUUGCUAAUGAUACAUUACCUUGCACAGAACACUUCUGUGAUAGGAAUUUCUUGUCAACAAAGGAAGUCCUUACAAAAAGAACUUCCUGAUAACAUUGGUACUUACUGAAAACUCACAGGAUGUGUUGUUAACCAGAGAUAUCUACACCAAAGUUACAGCACUUCUGGCCAAUAAGUAGCAACUAUGACUGAAAACCUAAUUUGAGAUGAGGUUUGCUUGUGGUUUCUUAAGCACCUGCAGCCUUGUCAUAUGGGCCUGAAAUAGCACGUGACUGUGAUGAUUAAUUCAGAUUCGCGGUGAUCAGAACUUCAAAGGACUCCAUUAAAAUGCACAAUUUAGAUUGUGCUGUCUGUCCACUGUGAUGCACUAAAUCUCAAGUUAAAUAAGGUCUGUAUAUUCAUAAGGCCAGCAAAACUACAGUUUCAUUUUUGCCUUCACUGCCAGUAUGGAACAAUUCUGGGUUAGAUCUGCUGCAGUUUAGGGCUUACUCUGGGUUUCUCAGUAUUGUGCUAUACUGAAACCUUGAGUACCAUGUCUUUCUACUCCUCCUGCACCAAAUAACAUAAUUUGUUUAAAAUGGUCUUAAUCCUGAGCCUGUUUCAAAAAUGCAUUUCCAUCAAACUUGCCAGAAAAAAUACAACUUAAAAUUGAGACAAAUGAUAAAGCAAGAUUCAUUGAUCUAACUGGUUCUAUAAAAUCACAGUUGCUAUUUCUUGCCUUGAAGUAAACUACCAACAGUUGUUGACUCUAUUGCAUUGUCUUAGUAUUCCUCUCAUAUGGGUCAGUAUGUUAGAUAGCUGCAUAAUUUCACUGAGUUCUCUCUAAAAUAAUUGGGAUGCUUCUGUUAACAGCCAUCAGCUCCUUUCCCUGGUAUAAAUAACUUUGGCUGGGAAGGCAGUAUAAAUUAUAUAUUGGUAUCUGUUCUCUUUAAGAGGUUCCUUGUUUGGAAAACUGAGGAAUCUGCACCUGUGUUUUGCUUCAUUAUGUGCCAAAAGCAAAUAGAAAUGCAGUCAGGCUAGAAGAUCCGUGACUGUCCAUAAAAGGAAGCCUCAUCUUCCCAGUUUUGCUGCUGUCUGGCCAUCCCAUUUAGUUUAGGGUGAUUCCUGUAUAACUGUCAUGUGAUGUUGUGAAGACGAUCAGCAUCCCCCCCAAAUAUGCUUCUGUACCAAUGACAUUACUUCAACAAAAGGUAACUCAUAGUUCAUGAGAAGUUUACCAUUCUGUCUUACUGAUAUGUCACGUGUGUCGAGUCUUUUAGCUCAUAAACAUUCAAACACAUGUGAAAAUGACACCAAAUAAAGGAAAGUUCAGAUGAACAACAUAAAAUGUUGAGUUCCCGCAGCGACUGACCCAUGCCAAGACUAUUGUAAGAAUCUGUUUACAUCAAGACCAGCAUCUUUCACAAUUUAGUAACAGUGACCUUGAGCAUGGAUGUCUCACAGGUCUUUGAGUGGGUUAUGUGGUACAUUUCUGUAUGAUUUGGUAGUAAGCCACACAGACUUGGAAAGUUCCAGGUUUGAAUCCCUGCUGAUCUUGGCCUGAGUUGUCAUUAGCCAGUAGUGUCUCCGAGCAAGAAAAAAAGAAUGAAAAUAUCUGGAUGUGUUAUUCCUGACUGGUGUCUGAUGGGUUUAAAUAUGUGAGAUUAGAGUUUAGCAGUCUAGCCUUAUCCUUAGCCUAUCCAUAGUACUCACUACACUCUCAGGUCACGUAUGUGAAUUGGUUAUUUGGUGUGGCCUCUGGUAGUUGAUUCCUCAUUUCGAGUCAUUUUCUUCGGAAGAGGAGGGAAGGAAAAAAGGGCCAUUGGUAUUAUCCGUGUCCUUAGCACAUAUCAUUGGUUUGAAAAAAGACUUACUGUUCCUGCACUUUGACUUUAAUCAUGCAUAACUUCAAAGAGACACCUGAUGAUGACUAUAUAUUGGCAUUUGUUGCUGAUAAUUGCAACGAUUAGAGUAUGGAUUGGAGUCUCUGAACUCCUCAAAAAUUGAGGGUGUUUCAGUUAUUGUCACACUAAUAACUAAAUGUAACAAGGGACUGGAAUCUCUCAUUUAUUUUGAUGCUUUGCUUCAUUACAUUACCACUUGAGGCAGUCUGGAAAGAAUGGAACACACUGAACCUGGGUCUGCAAACUGAAUCCUUAGAAUCAAAGACUAGCACAAUCUUAUCAAGAGCACUGUUAAUUUAAGGAAAAUGCAAUUGGAAACAUUUGUUCCUCUCAAGUCACUUUAACAGUAAAAGUAAUUAAAUUGAAUUUUUUUGUUAAAAGGUUAGGAAGAGCCUUCACUUAGUAAAACAGAAAACGCUUGUCAUUCCCUUUGUAAUCUAUCAGCUCCUCAGCAAUUCCCAUCUAAUGAAUCAUUUUGGAUGUAAUGAAGUCAUCAAUCAGUGAAUAUUUAUUUGCCUUGGCCCAUACUCAAUAAUGUCCUUAAGACAUAUGUGAUGCAUUUUUUUCAAAAAAGCUAUUUGGUUAAACCAUCAGAGAAGUAAAUGUCACUUCAUUGUAAGCAUACAAUAUCAGAUCCCAGGAGCCUAGUUUCCCUGCAUUAAACACAGCCUGUAUUCCUGAGAGGAAAAGGGCCUCCUCCCUGAUUUCUGCUGAUGUUGCUAUGAGUUCAUUACAACUGGAUACAUGGAAAUAACCCACACAUGACUGGCCCUCUGGUAUUCUCAAUUCAUCUCCUCAGGGAAGACCGUUGGCCUUUUCCCCAGAUAGUCAAUUUUGGAGCAAACAAAAUUGUUCCUCACAGUCAUCGAAUUGUGCUGUGCUCUUUUAAUGCCAUUUUGCACCUAAACGAUUCUUGUUUUUAUAAGUAACCAUCUUUUAUGUACAUGUCAUUAGAAACAAGUGUGUUAAACUACAAUCUCAGCCUGGAAUGUGUGCACAGCUCACUAAUUGGUUAUCAUAUAGUUGAACUAAUUACCAGCUAGCCUAUUGAUACUGCACAAUGUUAGUGAGAAGUUCAAUAUUAAAUUUGCUUUGUUUUUCUGUCAAUGUUGUUUGUGCUCCACUCUGAAUCCCAUUAUCACAUACAGUGAUCAUUCUUCCGACUGCUGCAAUCUGAAACUGUCAGUAGAUAUUACGUGGCUUGUGCUUGUAAACCCAAGAAAACAGUUGGCGGAGAGGAAAAAGCACGGUGAUUGUGGAAAAAUCACAGGCUAAUUUAAACUCCUGUAGAGUGCAUGUGUACCAACUGUGAAAUUGUUUAUUAAGUCUUCAACAAUGGUUUUUCACAACAUGUCCCAAUACAUUUUGCCCAGAUCUAUUUGCCCAGGUAGUCCUGGGCAGAACCAUAAGACAGCCUAAAAACAAAAUAAAAACAGCCUAAGUGUGUCUGAGUUAAAUGAUAUUCAUUGAUACCUUACAGUUUAUAUUAUUUUAGACUUCUCAAUUCAUUGCUUUUUCCAUUUCCUUUCAUUUGUUCUGUACCUUCCUCAACAGAAUAAUCUUUAUCUCUUAAGAUAAAGUUGUGUGUUUAUUAGUAAAACGUACAAAAUCCUGAUCAAUUUAUCAUGCUAGAUAUUAAUCUCUCCAUUUUUAAAAUCUAUCAAUGGGUUUCCAACCAUAGGCUUUGAGUUAAUAAUUUUGGAAAAAACUUUUAACAACUUGAUGUAGAAGUCAUUCAUCCAUAUUUCCUUGUAGAGUAAAAUUGGUGAAAUGUAUACCAAGAUUAGAAGCAUACAAUUGGAACAAUUGCUUUAGUCAAAGAUUGAUUCAUGUUUUAUUAACCUCUUGUCAAGAUAGGAAUAAAAGUAUGCAGCUGGAUUUAAUCAGUGAGUUGGGCUGGUAGAAGCAUGAGUUGAUUAAGUUUUUCAAAAACCUAUCAAGGAUUCUGAGCCUACAAAAAUCCUGUUUAUGGUACCACUGAAGACAAAAUGGUAGAUAAAUUUUGGAGUAAAUACCUCAGCUUCUUGAAUUGUACUCUUAUAAACAUUCAGGAUUCUCAUAAUAUGCUAAUUGACAAAUACAUUGUGUAAUUUAUCAAAAUGACUUUUGAAUGUGGCUUUUAUAUAUAGCAAAGCCAAGUUCUGUUAUAGACCCAUUAAUAUGCACUCACAGUUAGAUGUUACAGACAGACAAUGUUCUCAUAAGUAAUGAGCAUGUUCCAAGGUAAUGCUCUGAAUUAGAGAAGUAAUGAGAAAUAUAUAAUUCAAAGGAUAUAUGUAGAGAUGCCUUAGCAAUAAUGACAUAUAUAUGCCCUGUGUUGGCACACCUCCCCAUUCUUCCCCAUGCAGCCUCUGUAGUCUAAAAUGGGUAGUGGAGCUCCAUCAACAUUUACAGACAUUAUGUAACCAAAAGCCCAAAUAUUUAAAUCUAAAAAGAGAAAAUGAAUGAUGUCUAUUGCAGACCAAAGCUGAAUAACUCUCUGCUUGUGAAGGGAGUGUCUUAAUACAACUAAACAGACAUAAACCAUAGUAAAAGGGAAAGUGUGUGGCAGUUUUAGAACUAGUUGCUUGUCAGGUUGUUAGUCUGUGGAAUGGCCUAACUUAUUGGUAGUGGAGUUGAGAUACGGGACUGUGUGCACGAACAAGGAGGGCAAGAAAAAGAGAGAUUUUGGAAUCUGAUGUGUUAGCAUAGAAUUUGUGCUUCACACUAACGUUUAAAUUAAGCAAGAUCUGUGUCAGAGUGACUACACCAAGCAAAAGUAACUUUCUUGGAGCAGCUCAACUGCCCUGUAUAGUUAUCCCAUCCAGCUCAGAUCUAGGCACCCUCUGCAAUUUCUCAAAAUCAUUAAGGUACAGAGAAGAAUUACAGUGUUUGCAAGAAGUCUAUUUCAUAAGUCUCUGUAAUGCACAGAAUGAUGAACAUUCAAGAACAUAAAUUUGGCUCUAAUCAGGAGCUUUAUAUUGGUUUGUGUGUAGAGUGACAAAUUCUGGGAGUAAGUUGUGACCAAUGGUCUAACUGAGUGAAUCAGACAGCUGUAUGUGUGUAGUAGUGUAUUAAAAUGAGGGUAUUAUGGCACAGUGGUAAAGUCCAGAAGUAUGGGUUCGAGUCCCACUUGCCCCACAGAUCUGAACAGGUUAAUUAUUCUAAAGUCAGUAACAUAUUUGGAGUGCAUUACAGACCAGAAUCUGAUUCAGUGAUUCCUGUUGAUUUUCAUGUUUAAUCAGCAGGCAUCCAGGAGGUUAUCACUGGCGCAGGAGUUUGUUAAUAAGCUGAGCAUGUAAAACUUUCACCUGACUCCACUUGAUGAAAUUCUAGCCUUGAAGUUGUUCCUGAUCUGUUAAUUGUGUUUUUAAAGAUUGUGCUGUUUUACUUUUAGUAGGAGAUGAGAUAAUUUGUGCAUUUUACUUUUGAACUGAUAAAUCUGAGUUGCAGAUACUAUCAACUAUUGCUGACAACUCAGGAUUGUGAAGGUAUUACUGCAUUUUACUGGAAAAUAACUUGCAACUAAUGAAUUCUAAGACCCAUGUAAUACGUAUGGAAAAAAAGCAACAAUACUUUCUCAAGAAGAGGUAUCCAGUGUGUCUAACAUUGUGGUUCAUAUAAAUUUCCAGUUGUAGGAUACAUAGACUAGUAUAAAUAAUUCACACACCAUCAUUGAUUUGGAGUCAUUGCACAAGCUUAUUGAAUGGUCAGCUCAUGACCAAUACUAACAAGUUGAAGAAACUGAUGAAAUUAUAGAUGUUUCAGAAUGGAUAUUCUGCUCCAGUUUCUCAAAAGGAGUCACAUUCAGACUCUGUAGAUUACCUGUGCUUGCUGUAUCAAUGUAAAGGGCAUAUAGAUUCGGUAAUGUAGUGUAUACAGAGAUAUAGACAACAUUUGAAAAAACAGCUUUCCAUAUUCAGGUUUUGUUAGACUGUAGCAACAGUAUGUACCAUAGGAAGUCCAGACCUUACUAAACACACUGCCUUUUACCAGUGCUUGUUUCAAUGUGCUUAAACAGUUAACAAAAUAUAUACAUAUACGCUGUUUGCUGAUACUGUAUUCCAAUCCUAGACCAUACUGCCUGCUGAGUAGUUUCUUCCAUCAUAUGUACUCAUUACAGAAACUGCAAAAGAAAGGAAUCUUGUCUGUUGUCCGAAUUAAGUUGCUGUCUGCGCUGUAUGUAAAAUAUUAAAAUUCAGUGUGAGCUCUUGGGGAGGUCACACAAUUAUGGCAAGCAGGGGACCGAGUAUGUCUUUUGUUUCAAGGAAAAGUGAUGUGCCAUUUGUUAAUAAAGAGAAUAAUGGAGAUGAUAUAUAUAAAGAAGAAAUGCUAUUUUAAAUUAUUUUUGGCUUUUUUUUUGCAAUAUUUAUUUUCUUGUAUUAGAGUACUUAUAAAUCCUUUGUAGAGAAGAAAUGUAUUUUCCAUUAGUGCAAAAGGAAUCGUAUAAACUGCAGACUUAUUAAUCUUUUGUACAUUUUCCAUGUCAGCGACCUUUAAAGCAAUAUGAUGUAUCAGAAGUUGUGUACUUUGUGUAACUGCAUUGCUGUUAAUGUUGACUUGGAAUUGCUAAGUUCUCUAAUUGUCCAAUUUUUGAUAUCAAUUGGAGCAUAAGUUGCAGUUCAGAGUCUUGAGAGAGAGAGAGAGGAAGAGACCCUCGACAGACACUGGAACAUCUUGUACAGAAGGAGACUGUGCAGAGAGGGACUCUAUACACAAAGAGAAAGAAAUCGCUGAUUAAUGAGUUUGAUAACUUGGCAUUUGUCAGAUCAUUGGCAGCAUACAAUCAAUAAAGCAGUGUUUUACAAGUAAA